Messenger RNA from Ilyonectria robusta, 1140 nucleotides. Its product is annotated as Sialidase. The transcript is spliced from 2 exons. Lineage: Eukaryota; Fungi; Ascomycota; Sordariomycetes; Hypocreales; Nectriaceae. The record is from RefSeq and is a predicted model, not a curated record. The coding region runs from base 1 to 1140 and encodes 379 amino acids.
AUGCUUGGCAUCAAGGCAUCCUUGCUGCUUUCGUGCCUGGCAUUAUUCAGCCCCGCGUCUUGUAGAGUCAUCCAGGAGCGGGCUGUUGCAGACCACGCCGUCACUUUUCAGCCAAUUUACUAUCCUCCCUCGAAUUACAAUACCCCAAAGACACUGUACGGGCGUACAGUUCAACUUGCUGACGGCACUCUUCUGGCUACUUGGGAAAAUUACAGCCCCGAGCCACCGAUGGUUUAUUUUCCCAUCUACCGCAGCACUGACAAGGGAGCCACCUGGUCAGCUUUCUCUACGGUGAACGACACCCAAAAUGGCUGGGGUCUUCGCUAUCAGCCCUUCCUCUACGUGCUCCCGCAACAAAUCGGCAAUCUCGCAAAAGGAACAAUUCUGUUGGCCGGAAACAGCAUUCCUACUGAUCUGAGCAAGACCAAGAUCGAUAUUUACGCUUCGACGGAUAGUGGAAAGACUUGGUCCUUCGUCUCCAGCGUCGCUAGCGGAGGCAAGGCCGUGCCCAACAACGGCGAGACCCCAAUCUGGGAACCUUUCCUCAUGGUCUACAAUAACCAGUUGGUCUGCUACUACUCUGACCAGCGUGAUUCAGCCUAUGGUCAAAAGCUUGUGCAUCAAACUUCUUCCAACGGUCUCACCUGGGGAUCGGUCGUCAACGAUGUAAGAGGAACGGCCUAUUCCCAGCGUCCCGGUAUGACAACAGUUACUAGCCUUCCCAAUGGCAAGUGGAUGAUGACAUUCGAGUACGGCGGCGGAACCAGCCCUAGCGGCGCAUCGUUCCCUAUUUACUACCGCAUCUCCAGCUCUCCGCUUACCUUCGACUCGGCUGCGAAUCAGAUCCUGGUCGCCGGCACUCGUUACCCCAGUUCCUCGCCCUAUCUCACGUGGUCUUCAUCUGGAGGCACCAACGGCACUCUCGUUGUUACCGCAAACAGUGAUGGCGGAAUUUACAUCAACACAAAGCUGGGCGAUCCUAACUCAUGGACCUACUACACUAUUCCCCAGCCUGGAGCUUAUUCCAGACAGGCCAUGGUCAUGGAUAACCCUGACUGGCUGUACGUCAUGAGCGCCGGAUAUCUGGGUGGCAACAACUGGGUUACCGACAGCGUUUUCAAGCUCCCCAACCUAUCCUAG